Molecule: messenger RNA, 2742 nt
Organism: Cladocopium goreaui
Lineage: Eukaryota; Dinophyceae; Suessiales; Symbiodiniaceae
Source: the annotation of a GenBank genome assembly
AUGUUAGUGGCGGGGCUGCUGCUGCUGGCAUCGCUCAGCUUUUGUGACCUGCUCAAUACCAUGGCCUUCAGCGAAGAAAUCACCGUAGCACGAGCUGCUGCCUCUGCCGGGGAGCCUGGAAGAGGCAGCUACAUUUCCUUCCUCAGCAGUCUGACAGCGGUUCAGUUUCUGCAGAAGUUGGUCCUGAUGCUCUUCCAAAUCGUCAUCGCGGCUUCCGUUCAGAUGCGUCAGGAGGCCGUUGGAGUCUUGGAACCCAACUGCGGGUACUUGGUAGGCAGCGACGAUUUGGAUGGCACGUCCUGCCCCAAUUUCUGGCAUGCACCGGUGGAUGUUUUGGCCAUUGUGGUGCUGAUGUUUGGUUUCCUGCUGUGCUUUGUCUUAGUUCUGCUGGUGCCGUUUCGGCGAUUUAUGGCCUCUCCCGCUGCCAGAUGGGUCACAGUGAGUCUUUUCCGGCACAGCCUGCGGCGGCCCAUGCUGUGGCCCUCCAAGCUACCUGAGGUCUUGAAACUUCCGCUCUGGGCCUGGCCAAUCUCCUCGCUGAUGACCAGCCUUGGAGUCUGGAACGAGGCGCAGGCGGAAAUCGAACAAACUGCUGGACGCCUGGAGUGGUUAGAUCCACUGCCUCGGGAGGAGGAGAAGAGCAGUGAGGGUCCUGAGGCGCCUGGGGCCAACUUCGACUUGGCCUCGCAACGUGCCAUGGCCAAUUCCACCACCUGGCUCUGUGCCUUUGCAUGGCUUCCCAUGCCACUGGCCGGACCUGUGAUGUUCACAGCCACGAUGUAUUUGAAUAGGUCUCGAGUUUUGACCUUCGGCCGUGUGGAAGACUCGGACGCCAAGACGAGCAGCUGUGCGGACAACCUCUUCAGCCGGGAUUCCGCAAGUCUACGAUAUCAGCUCCAGGAAGCACCUUUGCCCAUCCAAGUGGUGAAGUGGAUCUGCAGCUUCCUGAUGUUCAUAUUCAUGCUGCUGAUCCAGCUGGCUCCAGGCCCAAGACUGGUGGAGCGGGUCCACAGCAUCUCCCUCUUCAUGGCUCUGGGCUUGGCAGGGGUCCCAGCCCAGCAUAGCCCAGCGCCGAGAAGUCAAGAGCCUAGAAGCCACAGAUUGUCGGUCAGCAGUUUUGAUCACAUCAUGGGUGACGCCAUGGGGAUUGCGCGGGAUGCCAACGAGAGCAACCAAGAAGCCCAAGAGGCUGCGACUGAUGGCCUUCCAACCCCCCAGGCAAAAUGGCUUCGCAGGGCCGAGAUUUCACUGGACGUGAGUCUGCUGAGUGGUCGCAGUUGUCGACUUUCCAUGGCCUGCAAUGCUACGGUCAUGGAUGUCCUCAGGAAAUCCAGAGAAGCUCUAAACGUGGAUGUCAGUCGGCUCUACUGGUUGCAGCAACCCCUGCAGCGCAGCCACAAACUCUGCGACGUCGGGCUCGAGGAUGGGGCGCAGCUGACAGCGGUGGCGGCAGAUGUGCAAAUCAUCUCCAGCCUGGAGGCGCUUGCUGCGGGCGCGAAUGCCUGGCCGCUGAGCUGUUGCAACGAGGCGCCGGACGGCAGUUUUUUGGCGAUCCGAACGGAUGGCCAGGUGCUUGCCUGGGGCGGCCUUGCCUGCAGUGAAAGUUUCCGCAAGGAAUUGACUGACUUCUGCGAAAUCAGGGCCACGGUGGGAGCCUUUGCGGUGCUGCGUCCGGAUGGUUCGGUGUGCACCUGGGGCAAGGCUGGCUAUGGAGCGGAUCGCAGCAAGGUGAAGCCCCUACUUGAGGCGGAUGUUUGUGCCAUCUAUGCCACCUCGAAAUCUUUUGCAGCGUUGAAACGCGAUGGUUCGGUGGUCUCCUGGGGCGGUCCCCGCUUCGAGAAUUUCGGGGGUGACAGCAGCAGGGUCCAGGAGCAACUGCAGGAGGUGAGGGAAAUCAAGGCCACCCACAGUGCGUUUGCAGCUCUCAAGGCCGAUGGUUCGGUGGUUUGCUGGGGCAACAGCUGUGAAGGCGGCGACUGCAGUCGUGUCGCGGAGCAGUUGAAGGACGUUCGGCAGGUCUGUGCGGCGCAGCGUGCCUUCUGUGCCUUACGGGCAGAUGGCAGCACGGUGUCCUGGGGUGUGGUGGCAGAAGGAGGUGGAUCUUAUAUGGUCCAGGAGCAGCUGCACUCCGUGGUGGAGCUCUCCGCCAGCUCCAGCGCCUUCUCCGCCUUGCGCUCGGAUGGCCAAGUGGUGUCCUGGGGCGAUUUUCUGGCGGGUGGGAGAACGUGCGAGGAGGCCACGGGUGUGGUGAAAGUGGUGGGCAACGACUGCGCCUUCGCAGGUCUUCGGCACAACGGCUCCGUGGUCACCUGGGGAGAUGCCAAGGGAGGAGGAGAUUCUAUUGCAAUUUCCGCAGAGCUCAUUGACAUUAAGGAGAUUCGUCCCUUCUUCCAGUGCUUUGUGGCUUUGCGGAAGGAUCACUCUGCCAUUCUCUGGGGACGAGGUAAAGCACCGCAGAUCUUCAGAGACGUGGUGAGCGUGGCAGUCACCAAAUUUGGUGUGGCAGCCUUGAAUUGCGAUGGCUCUGUGCAGGGCUCUGAUGACGAGUGGCAAGGUGUCCUCUUCGACACGGUGAAGGAUCAGCUCAACGAACAGGUCUUGGAUCUGCACGUCACCGCGGGGGCCUUCGCAGCAGUGAAAGUAGAUGGCCAGGUUAUCACCUGGGGUGGCCCUCGGUAUGGAGGUGACAGCACAUCUGUCAGGGACAUGUUGGAUCCUGAAGGCACGAAUCAGCUCGCUUGA